Exophiala aquamarina CBS 119918 is the source of this 1470-nucleotide messenger RNA. RefSeq lists its product as uncharacterized. Gene Ontology annotation, biological process: regulation of intracellular signal transduction; cellular response to L-arginine. Bases 1 to 1470 code for a protein of 489 amino acids. The transcript is spliced from 2 exons. NCBI's taxonomy places the organism in Eukaryota, Fungi, Ascomycota, Eurotiomycetes, Chaetothyriales, Herpotrichiellaceae. Gene Ontology annotation, cellular component: cytosol. The record is from RefSeq and is a predicted model, not a curated record.
AUGUUCCAAUUUCCACCCUUCAACUCCUACCAAGUGGUAGACUGGAGCAAUGCAACGGCCGCUGACACCCGCGACCGAGAAAUCUCACUAACACGAUGUUUCUCUGAAAACCAACAGGAAACGCACUUAGUGCUUGUGCACAUUCCCAUCGAGUUGUAUUCGUUCUGCCUGCAACCAAUCCUACGGCUGCUGUUUGGCGAAGAAGACCGCGACCUCGACGAUAACGACGACGUGGAUGUGGACGUGGACGCCUCAAAAAUCCCCUGGACGAACCGCCAUGACUUUCUCAACUUGUCGAUUACGCCCAUCGAGUGCUCGAUUAUCUGCUCCAGGUCGCGAGCCGAGAAGAUCAUACGGCCGGUCGCGGAGGCGUUGAAUGCGGUUUAUGCUAAUGCUAAUGCUAAUGCUAAUGCUAAUGGAAGUGGUGGGUGGAGGAAAGCUAAAUCACCCGCAGGUAUUGAAAUCAGCGAAGACGAUUAUAUUGUCAUUCAAGUGGAUGGGCAGGGCCUUGAUGCAGGCCAGAGAGUAUUGGAGUUGACGUCGCCAUUGGCCAUGGCUGGAAUAAGCAUAUUCUUCAUCACGACCUAUUUCUCCGACUAUAUCCUAGUGCCGUUUCGAUCGCGGCGCACCGUCACCAAGGCCCUCCAGCAACGUGGCUUCGUCUUCUCGCAGAGCGCCGACGCGUUUGUUUCGCAGCUGUCGCCUUCUUCGCCGACGCCGACGACGACGACUCAGGCCGGCAGAAUCACCUCACCGUUCUAUGAAGCCUCGGCACCUUCCACACCUCCUGCGAAAGAUAUACCUGAACUUCAAAUACGGACUUUUACGAAAUUGAUGCGCAAUAACGUGAAGCCGAUUGUCGACGAGCGCUUGUUGCUGAUCAGCUGUGCUGGAAGCCGCGAAUUCGAUCGAGAGAGAGAAGAGAGUUUACGAUCGGAUCUGUUGCAGGUUCUCUUGUCGACGUUGUCAUUACCGAGAAGUUCGAGCACGAAACAAGCAUCUAGACAUGACUCAAGCCUAGGAUUCGAGUCCUUAAAAAUCGCGGAUGGAAAGCCACCGGACUUCGCGGCCAAAUUUCUGUCUCUCACCCUGACGACGACAGAGCCAAUUUCGGUCUUUCUGGAACAUAGACUUCUGUCGAGGCUGGGCGGAUCGUUGUUGGGUGCAAAAUCCGAGGAGGACGCAUUGGUUCCAAUAACGCUUGAUCUGCGGGAUUUGCCGAUGGAGGCGACGGGUAUUGUCUGUGGCGUUGCUGGGCGACUUGCGCAAGCUGGGACUGAGGUUGAUGAAAUCGACUGGAGUCCAUCACCACAGUCUGCCAAAACAGAUGGGAAUGCUGGUGGAGGGAUUGUCGAUAUCUCCUUCCUGAGCACAGCGAGGGCUGGAACGGUGGUUGUAAAGGCAAGUCAACUGGAACUCGCGGUGGAAGCGCUCGAAUAUGGGAUGAGGAGGGUGGCUGAUCUUGUAUAA